AUGAAUAUCAAAAAUAUCAGUAACAGCAACAGCGGUAGCAGCAGUUACAACCUUGAUACUUUCCAACAUCAACAACAAAAUCUAAAAAAUAAUAAUUCAUUAUUAAACAACAACAUCAACAACAUCAUCCAACACAAUAAUAAUAUAGUUUCGUUUUUAGGAAAUAGAAGUGCAGAACAUCCACAACAUCUACUCUCUCCAAUACUUUUCUCUGGCGCCGGCCUCAACAACGCAAAGCAAACUCAAAUGUUCCAACAAGAACAAACCAUUUCAACUCCAAUGAUUCCUCUAGAUGAGGAGCAAGAGUACUCUGACAAUGACUAUGACAUGUCACCAAAAGAUGAUAUAACAUCCCCUUCAAAGAAAAGAGGAAGAGGACCAAUUCACAAUGGAAUUAGAAGAUCACCAAACAAGUGGACCAAAGAAGAGAAUAAGAGAUUAUUCGAAUUGGUAAGCCAGUAUGGUGAGAAAAAGUGGAAGCGUAUCUCUGCAGAGAUGGGCGGUCAAAAGACUGGUGCGCAAUGUGCUCAACACUGGAAACGUGUCUUGAGUCCAGAUAUUAGAAAGGGUCCAUGGGAUGAAGACGAAGAGGAACUCCUGCUGCGUCUUGUUAACCAACAUGGAUCGUCGUGGAAGAAGAUUGCCAAGCGUAUCUGUAAGCGUACUGAUAUCCAAUGCCGUUAUCAAUACUUGAAGGCACUGCAAUCACGUGAAGUUCCCUGGAUUCCCAAGGAAGACGAGGCAAUGUUGAAAAAAGUCCAGGAACUCGAUAUGAACUUGUCUUGGCUCGAGGUAUCAGAGUAUCUCGCCAAAUUGAAACAUACAAACACCUUGCGUACUGCCCUCGAAUGCAAGACUCGUUACAUGCAGUUGACCAACGAGAUUCCAAUGGCCACACAACAAGCCGGUGGAAUGCCAUCCUCGCCAAUCUCAGAGUGCAACCAAUACGACUCGAACAGUUCUUCGCCAACGAUGGAGAGUUCCGAGUUGGACAGCUACACACGUCGUCGUAACCUGCCAACUUCCGCUUCAUCAUCGUCGUUGUUGUCGUCUUCCUCCAGCAAAGUCACAAUUUCCAACCUAAUGAGUCCAACUUCCUCACCAAUCCAAUCACCACUUUCCUCACCAGUCUUUAGUAACAACAACAAUCCACUCUGUAAUAAUACAAUGGACAUCAACAAAAACAUCAACAACCCACUUUUGUAUAGAUCAAAUAGCCAUAGCAGCAUCAUUUCCGCAUCACAUCCAAAGAAUGUAUCAACUUCACCAUCCUCCAAAAACUUUAGUAUCAAUCAUCUCUUAGACAACUCACCAACAUUACAAUCCAUUAAUUCCUCUGUCGACACCUAUAAAUCAAACAACACCGAACAACCACUCUGUAAAAAAGUAAGAAGCAAUGGUGAAUACUACAUUCAACCAACCGCCAAUACCUCCACUUCACUGCCAUCCAACGCACUUAGACUCCAAUCAUUUGGUACCGGAUUCAAUAGCGACAACAGUAGCGACGACGAUCACUUCCGUUCAAACAGUUUGAUCAACAAUCCAUUCUUGCCAAAGAGUUCGUCCAGCAUGUUGUUGCCAUCCACCUCAAUGUUAGCACAGGGUGCUAGCUCGUUUGGUCACCACCAUCACUCAAGCAGCAGAAAUCCACUCUCAAGCAGCGGCAGCAACUAUCCAAAUUCAUCCUCAUCGACACCGAAUAAUACAUCUUCACCACUUUCCUCACCAUUCUCUUCACCAUCGCGCGCUUCACCACCAACACUCUCAACCAUCCAAAAACUAAAGAACACAUCAUUUGAUUUUUUCAACUUGGAAUCAUUGGCAGCAGUAGCAUCCUCCCAACCAAGAGAAACAAGACCAAACAAUAUAGAUCAACUUCAACUUCAAGUGAAAUGA
Heterostelium album PN500 is the source of this 1896-nucleotide messenger RNA. RefSeq lists its product as uncharacterized. The record is from RefSeq and is a predicted model, not a curated record. The transcript has 2 exons. The coding region runs from base 1 to 1896 and encodes 631 amino acids. Lineage: Eukaryota; Evosea; Eumycetozoa; Acytosteliales; Acytosteliaceae.